ACACACACACACACAGAGAGACCGCACUCUCUCGUUACAAUGCAUCCAGCUCGACCCGGACCAGCAGCAGCAGCAGCAGCAGCAGCAGAUAUGUAAAGCUGGAUCAGAAAACAAUGUACUUCUGCUGCUGUCAUCACCAUCAUCACCGCCAUCAUCAUGUUCCCGGGAGUUUUCUAUGCACUGCUGGCGGGUUUCCUCGGGGCUGUGGCGUCGUCGUCGGCCAAGCUCUCCCUCGGAGCGGACUACCUGAAGGGAGUGUGUGAAACCGGACUCCGGACGUGGGGAGAGCAGCGGAAAUUCAGACAAGCGGACGAGACUACCACCUGUGACCGGCUCCACAUCCCUCUGAGGCUGCUGUGUGGUGGACUCCUUUUCACCUGCAACGCUGUGAUGUGGACCUUCCUCGCCAAAGCACUCAGGUACUCUUCUUCCUCCACCAGAACCACUGUGACCACCACCGCCUCCAACUUCAUAUCCUCCGCUUUUCUGGGCCAGUUAAUCUUUGGUGAAGCCCAGAUAACGUUGUGGUGGGUCGGGAUCUCUCUGACCUUCUCCGGUCUGUUGGUCCUGCAGAGAGUUGCGCCGCAGGAUGGACACCAGAGUGAAGUCAACACAAAGGACGAAUAAUAUGUCUUGUCUCCACUAGUGCAGUUCGUUGUGUCUCCUGCUAGUUGUGUUUUUUCUGUGUUAAGCUCUGAAUUGAAGAGAAACCUUAACAACAGCAGUUAAGUGCAUUUAGGUCUUAAGUAAAAACUGUUGAACAGGAUCAAUUUAUUGACUUCUGAUAGGCUUUUUUCAAUUUCUUUUUUAAUUUAUUGAACUAAAUGCCAAUCAAACUGUGUCCUUAUUUUGAGUUAGUUACCAUUUAUGCUUCAGUUUUUAACCACAUAGGCUGUGAAGUGACGCUGGCUGCUGUGAUAAAAUCAGAGGAGACGCUGCUCUGGCUGGUGGAGACACGAUGAAGGAUUCCUGUGUCCACUGUCUUUGUCUCUUUACACAGGCUUUACAACCAAGCAAAAAUAAUACUGACUUUACUAUUCACUCAACAACAGCACAACAACUCAUGGGCUAACACAGUGGAGGAGGACGACGCUCGGGAGGAAACUGAAAGGUCAAUUCAACACUUUGGGAAAUAUGCUCUUUAGCUUUCUCACUGAGUUACAUGAUGAGAUUAAUGACAUUUUCGUGUUUGAAACUAGUUAUUAAUACCCAGGAAACCCUGAGAAAAGGUUGAAUUACGUUGUACAUCACAUGAGAACUUAAACGCUACGUCCAACAAUCAUCCGACAUUUAGUUUCCUUAUAAAUUAACUGUGUAUAAAACGAGAUAAAACUGUGAAAUAUCCCAUAUGUGUGAUUGUUACAAUGAAAAAGAAUAAAAUCUAUAAUGUACCAUAGGAAAGUAAUUAAAAAGAAAUCGUGAAUCCAUCUUUUUCCCCUUUAAUUUGGAUGCAAAGUCAAAUUCAUACAUUUUUAGUAAGUAAAACUUAACUUGUUGGUAAAGAUAAUAGAAAAUAGUACAAUCAGACAAAAAUCGAAUCUUUUUUCCCUGUAAUCAUCUCUCAUCUAUAAUAUUAUACUGUAUUGUAUGUAGCGUAUAGUGACUGGCACUGAUCUUGUCAUCUAACUCUCAUAUUUCAAGUUUCAACCUCUUCUUUGUAAAAGUGGAGAAAUAUAAUCUAAGGACCUGCGUGUGUUGUCGAGACUGAUUUGACUAGUUUUGGUUUUGCUCAUGACUUAUGGACAAAAAGCAUUAUUUACUCUGUGCAUGAUGUUGCCGUCCAUCAGCCUGUGCGUUGUGUACGUACAGUUAUAGCAGCUGUCGGAUCACCAAAGCUUUCCUAACUCACAUAUCCUACGAGACUCACUGUAAACACCCUACGCUUACAUUCCAUUAAUAAUCCCACUGAUGUAGCAGUGAAAGGCUCACCCCCGGCAUGGAUUUUUUUGCCCACUUUCUCUUUGCCUUUCUGAAAAGCUUGAACUUGAAACCUCCAGAAACGAGCAUGUGUUUUGAUUCAGAGGCAGCUGGUCUUCCAUUCCAUGACAGACGUGUGCAUGUCCCUGGACGCCGACAAAAUCACACCAAA
Molecule: messenger RNA, 2089 nt
Organism: Solea solea (common sole)
Lineage: Eukaryota; Metazoa; Chordata; Actinopteri; Pleuronectiformes; Soleidae
Product: transmembrane protein 42
Exons: 3
Coding region: 157-627 (156 amino acids)
Source: RefSeq, a predicted model, not a curated record